AUGAAUCUCUUCUCCCGUCGCCGUCGCGACUACGACUCGGACGAAGUCACGCCUCCGGGCACCCGUCACAAUGUUGCCCGUGGCACGCAUGGUGAACAUGGCAACGGCACUGCCGCGCACCAUAGCACCACUCACGGCGCAUUCGACAAUGACCGCAGCGGCUACCACAUGGAUGAUCAUCAAGGUGUACACACCAACGGCCGUAACCCCGUCUCCACCGGCGACCGCCACGCUACUCCCCUAAACGAUAGCCAUGGCAUAAAUACCAGUAAUCACCAUGGCCCUCUCUCGCACGAUCGCCAUGCCACACACACAAAUGGCUACCACGGUGACUACACCAAUGACCGCCACGACAUACAUGGCGACAAUCGCUACGAUAAUCGCUACAACGAUGGUCGCUAUAAUGACAACCACUACAAUACUCAGCGAAAUGACCGCCAUACUACCCACAACCGGGGAGGCUUCUUCUCGCGCUUCAACAAGGCCACCAAACCACGAAAACAGCAAAAGCAGCGUAAGCAGCGCGCGUCACGGCCGCUCUUCGAUAUUGACAGCGGCAACUUCAAUCGCCGGCCUUCUUUCGGACAAUGGCUCAAGUUCACGUGGCUCGACCUCCUCACCAUGGCAGCGAUGGGUGCCGUUGGUCUCGGCGUCUACAACGCCGACCCAGCCCCGAGUCGCUCCUUUCCCAUCACAUUCAACGACGGUGAGGUCGUCUACCCACAGUUCGCCUACCCUCUCCGCAACGAGAUCGUACCUAUCUGGCUCGCGGCGCUGCUCGCCUCCCUGAUCCCCAUCUUCAUCAUCCUCUGCAUGCAGAUCCGCAUCCGCAGCUUCUGGGACGUCAACAACGCCAUCAUCGGCCUGCUCUAUUCCCUCAUCUGCGCCGCCGUGUUCCAGGUCUUCGUCAAAUGGCUCAUUGGUGGCAUGCGCCCGCACUUCCUGGUGGUAUGCGACCCGGACCCCGCCAUCGUCAGUGCCGCCCAGGGUUCCGGCAACGGUUUCCAGAACAUCAUGUUCGACCGAAGCAUCUGUCGAGGCGAUCGCAACCAGAUCAACGAUGCUCUAGAGUCGAUGCCCUCGGGCCAUAGUACGGCCGCGUUUGCGGGAUUCAUGUUUCUGUACUUUUACCUGAAUGCGAAACUCAAGGUUUUUAGCAACUACCAUCCCGCCAUGUGGAAAUUGCUCGCCGUCUACGCACCUGUACUGGGGGCGACGUUGAUCGCAGGUGCCAUGACAAUCGACGAGUUCCACCACUGGUACGAUGUGCUUAUGGGCGCCGUCAUUGGCACAGUCAUGGCCGCCAGUGCCUAUCGCAUGGUGUACGCCUCACUUUUUGACUUCCGCUUUAAUCAUGUACCUUUGACCCGCCACACGCCCUUCAGCUUUGGCGCUGGACCCGCGGGUGCCGGUGGCUUUGAAUCAAGCGUCUUCAGCCGCAAGGCUGGCUGGGGCUACGAAGAAGCAUACGGCGGCGCGCCCUUCGAUGCGGCCUACCACUUGCGCGACCAGGUCGCCGGUUUCAACACAACUGUCCACCCGGGAGCGGGAAAGGAAGGUAGUGGCUUGUCCAACGGUCACGGAAACGAUCACGGAUUCGGAAGCGGACGCGACCACAAGCCGGGAGACGUCGAGCAUAACGCUGCCACUGCCACUGCCGCACGAGGCGGCACCGGGAUACUGAAUGGCAACAGAAGCAACGUGACGGACAGCACGCACCACCACCACAGCGGGACAGGCCCGCUCACCGGAAACAGGCACAACGUCAGCGACAGCACAAAUCAUCGCACCAGCCCCGGCAUGAUGACUGAAGGAAGAGCGAACGCCACCGAUGGACCACUUCAUCAUGGCAGCGGCCCAGAAACGACGACGACGAACCGUGGCGGCGCCGACUGGGGAUACCCCGAGGGCGCCGGAGAGCCCGACAGAUACCGCCAGCACCGCAAAAGUAUCGAGCGAAAGGCGCUGCCGACGGUGCCGACGUAG
Messenger RNA from Cyphellophora europaea CBS 101466, 1986 nucleotides. RefSeq lists its product as uncharacterized. The transcript has 2 exons. The coding region runs from base 1 to 1986 and encodes 661 amino acids. Lineage: Eukaryota; Fungi; Ascomycota; Eurotiomycetes; Chaetothyriales; Cyphellophoraceae. Gene Ontology annotation, molecular function: phosphatidate phosphatase activity. Gene Ontology annotation, biological process: phospholipid metabolic process. The record is from RefSeq and is a predicted model, not a curated record.